AUGGCUCAGGUUCAGGUUCCGCCUCAGAAUGCGAUUCCCGGCCCCAACGGUGGUGGUGCUGCUGGAAAUCAGUUCGUGACGACGUCGCUUUACGUCGGAGAUCUCGACCCGAACGUCACGGACGCCCAGCUGUAUGAUUUGUUCAACCAAUUGGGGCAAGUCGUAUCCGUUAGGGUUUGCAGGGACUUGACCAGUAGGAGAUCGCUCGGUUAUGGUUAUGUCAACUUUAGCAACCCGCAAGAUGCUGCCAGAGCUUUGGAUGUUCUGAACUUCACUCCUCUCAAUAACAGGCCCAUCCGUAUCAUGUAUUCGCAUCGUGAUCCCAGUAUCCGUAAAAGUGGGCAAGGAAAUAUAUUUAUUAAGAAUUUGGAUAGGGCAAUUGACCACAAGGCGUUGCAUGAUACUUUUUCUACAUUUGGGAAUAUCCUUUCGUGCAAGGUAGCUACAGAUUCAUCUGGGCAAUCAAAAGGCUAUGGCUUUGUUCAAUUUGAUAAUGAGGAAUCUGCCCAAAAGGCCAUUGAGAAGCUGAAUGGAAUGCUGCUGAAUGAUAAACAAGUGUAUGUGGGACCCUUCCUUCGCAAGCAAGAGAGAGAAAGUACUGCUGACAAGGCAAAGUUCAACAAUGUUUUUGUGAAGAAUCUGUCAGAAUCAACCACUGAUGAUGAAUUGAAGAAUGUUUUUGGUGAAUUUGGAACUAUUACUAGUGCUGUCGUAAUGAGGGAUGGAGAUGGGAAAUCAAAGUGUUUUGGAUUUGUGAAUUUUGAGAAUGCUGAUGAUGCUGCUAGGGCUGUUGAGGCUCUCAAUGGCAAAAAGUUUGAUGACAAAGAAUGGUAUGUUGGAAAAGCUCAAAAGAAAUCUGAAAGGGAGAAUGAAUUGAAACAACGAUUUGAGCAGAGCAUGAAAGAAGCUGCUGAUAAAUAUCAAGGGGCAAACUUGUAUGUCAAAAAUUUAGAUGAUAGCCUCGGUGAUGAUAAACUUAAGGAGCUGUUCUCCCCUUUUGGUACCAUAACUUCUUGCAAGGUUAUGAGAGACCCAAAUGGCAUAAGUCGUGGAUCAGGAUUUGUUGCAUUCUCAACUCCUGAUGAGGCAUCUAGAGCACUCUUGGAGAUGAAUGGCAAAAUGGUGGUAAGCAAACCUCUGUAUGUGACUCUAGCCCAACGGAAAGAAGAUAGGAGAGCUAGACUGCAGGCUCAGUUUGCUCAAAUGCGACCUGUUGGAAUGCCACCAUCUGUCGGUCCUCGUGUGCCAAUGUAUCCCCCAGGUGGUCCAGGUAUUGGUCAACAAAUAUUUUAUGCCCAAGGCCCUCCUGCUAUCAUUCCUUCCCAGCCUGGAUUUGGGUAUCAACAACAACUUGUUCCUGGUAUGAGGCCAGGUGCAGCUCCCGUGCCAAAUUUCUUUGUGCCAAUGGUUCAGCAGGGACAACAGGGACAGCGUCCUGGUGGAAGGCGUACAGGUGCAGUCCAGCAGUCCCAGCAGCCCGUUCCAAUGAUGCCACAGCAGAUGCUACCUAGGGGGCGUGUCUAUCGUUAUCCUCCUGGUAGGGGUAUGCCAGAUGUUUCUAUGCCCGGGGUUGCUGGAGGUAUGUUUUCUGUUCCAUAUGAUGUGGGUGGGAUGCCGCUGCGUGAUGCAUCAAUCUCCCAGCAAAUUCCUGUUGGGGCUUUAGCAACAGCUCUGGCUAAUGCUUCUCCAGAGCAGCAGAGGACGAUGCUGGGUGAGAAUCUCUACCCCCUUGUGGAACAGUUAGAGCCUGACAAUGCUGCCAAAGUGACAGGCAUGCUUCUUGAGAUGGACCAGACUGAAGUUCUGCAUUUGCUCGAGUCGCCAGAAGCCCUGAAAGCAAAGGUGGCGGAGGCAAUGGACGUCCUAAGAAAUGUUGCUCAGCAACAGGCUGGCGGUACUGCGGAUCAGCUGGCUUCAUUAUCUCUUAAUGACAACCUUGUUUCUUAAGGUUUAUAUUUUGGAUUUAUUUAGUGACGAUGGGUUGUUAUUUUCGGCACUGGCUCUGAUACAGUUUCAGGUUGAGUUUGUUUCGUUAGAUUAGACACUUUUGGUUUGUUAUGGACCACCACCUUCUUUUGGUUGAAGGACACUUCAACACUGAUUUUAAUUAUGCCUUGCAUUUGGUACAUGGAAUCAUUUGUUGGUUUAUCUUUUGAUUACAUGAGUUUGAUUUGCAUAA
Messenger RNA from Glycine soja, 2179 nucleotides. Its product is annotated as polyadenylate-binding protein 2-like. Lineage: Eukaryota; Viridiplantae; Streptophyta; Magnoliopsida; Fabales; Fabaceae. The transcript has 9 exons. Gene Ontology annotation, molecular function: RNA binding. The record is from RefSeq and is a predicted model, not a curated record. Bases 1 to 1947 code for a protein of 648 amino acids. Gene Ontology annotation, cellular component: ribonucleoprotein complex.